AUGUCGAGAGAAACAACUAGAUCAUUCCUUGUUACCACUCUCUUAUUGCUCUCAUUGGUUGCCUUGUGCAGAGCUGGUUCUUACACAAACACCAGAACACUUAUUGAAAAUUUUGAAGGAACCACAAGUCAAAUAUCAUUCUACAAUGGUGCUGAGUUCCCAGGUGCAACUGGAUCUAUCGUUAUUACCACUGCAGGAUAUAGUGGUAAAGCACUCAAUAUGACAUUCAACUUGUCAGGUGGUAAUUAUGUCGCUGCCAAUAUUCCAAUUCCUUCAACUUUGACAGCUACUUAUAAUGCAAUUGCAUUCAAAACUAAAUCUUGUAAUACUAACAAUUGGUUAACUUUCCGUGUCUUUGACUCCACUGGACAAGUUUUCCAAUUCCAAUCAUUGAAUAGACCUUUUGAAAAUUAUCAUAGUUUGAAUUGGUACGAACAAAUUGUCAUGUUGAAUACUAGUCUUGCUUCUGGAAGCUGGGGUGGAGCUGAUGAUGGUGUCAUGCAUUAUCCAUUAUCAUCUAUCCAAAUCUUGACAAGUGUCUAUGAGAAUUCACCUGCUUCCAUUGCUAAUGGAUGUGUUCUGGUCGAUGAUAUUUAUGCAUUGAAUUUUAAUGGUGUUAAUUUGGAUACAUCCAAGUUUGUUUGGACUCCAUUCAAGAAUGCCAAUGGAACUAAUGGUAUUGACAUGUUGUCAAGAAUGGGAGUUGCUCUCCAUUACACAACUAAUACUGCCAUUCUUGAUGCUGUUAAGAAUGCUGGUUUCCAAUGGAUCAGAUUUAAGGGUGUUUACGACUUUACAGUUUACGAUAAUUUCCUUACUCUUCUCCAAGCUCGUGGUUUGAAAGUUUUGUGGAUUCUGACCUAUUCCAAUGAUUUGUACAGUCCAGGAACUGCUCCAUUGACUGCAACUGCCAUUUCUGCCUAUGCCAACUAUUCCAGAGCUGCUGCCAAGAGAUAUGCUAGAAAGGGUGUCAUGUACGAAGUUUACAAUGAGGCUGAUAUUCAAGGAAUUCCAACUGGUACUCAAUAUGCUAAUUUGGCCAAAGCAACCAUUUCUGCAAUCUAUGAAGGUGAUCCAUCUGCUCUUAUUUCCACAACUGGAUUGGGUGGAUUCAAUUAUGCCUAUUUGAGAGAGUACAUGCAACAAGGAGGAUCAAAAGGAUAUAAUUUCAUUGGUUUGCAUCCGUAUGGACCUGGAAAGGCAUAUGGCUAUGGACCAUUGUGUGAUCAAAUGAGAAAAUUCCGUUCAGUUAUUAAUGAAUUUACAUCCCUUUCAACAUUUGGUGUCCAUUCCAAUUAUGGAAGUGUAGUUACAACCUAUCCACCAGUCUUGGACACAGAAUGGGGAUUAAGCUCCACCGAUUACAAUGGAAAUGGUUUGGAUGCAACUGCCUUAAGAUUACAUGCCUCACUCGUAGCCAACAGAAUGUUAGCUGGUUUAGCCAUGGGCUUCCCACUAUCUGUCUAUUACGAUAUGGUCAAUGAUGGAACUGACGCCACCGAAAGAGAAUACAACUUUGGUUUGUUAUAUGCUGAUUUAACUGAGAAACCAGCAAUGAAAGCAGUCAAACAAUUAUUCAACAUUGCCAGAAGUAGAAUGUUUGAUGGUUAUGUUAAGGUUGUGGAUUCUCCAUCACUUGUGGCCAUGAGAUUUAUGGGACAAAGUGAUUAUAUUGUUGUGAUAUGGGCAGGUGAUUUGAAUACCUAUACUAAUGUUUAUCUGCCAGGUGUUGUUUCAGUUGUGAACAUUUUUGGAAAUGCUGUAACUUUGAGUGGUGGAAAUUUAAAGAUUGGUGCUGUUGAUGGUCCUUAUUAUGCAACUUAUAAGAAGGAUUCUGCUACUUUGGCCUCUCAAUUCCAAUAA
Naegleria gruberi is the source of this 1863-nucleotide messenger RNA. RefSeq lists its product as uncharacterized. The record is from RefSeq and is a predicted model, not a curated record. The transcript has 2 exons. The coding region runs from base 1 to 1863 and encodes 620 amino acids. Gene Ontology annotation, molecular function: hydrolase activity, hydrolyzing O-glycosyl compounds. Lineage: Eukaryota; Heterolobosea; Eutetramitea; Acrasida; Naegleriidae.